Messenger RNA from Stegastes partitus (bicolor damselfish), 1567 nucleotides. Its product is annotated as early activation antigen CD69. The transcript has 5 exons. Lineage: Eukaryota; Metazoa; Chordata; Actinopteri; Pomacentridae. The record is from RefSeq and is a predicted model, not a curated record. The coding region runs from base 86 to 688 and encodes 200 amino acids.
CGGGAGGUUACAUAAGCUCAUUGUCAGCUCUGAGAGAGUCCGCGGGCAAAACGAAACUUAGGCAGGCAGAAAAAAAAGAGGCGCCAUGGAGAUGCAGGAGAUCCGAGAGGAGCCGGAGAAAACCGCGGAGGACGAGGGAGCGACCGGGCCGGCGCCGGAGGUCAAAGCUGAAGAGGAAGCAGAACCAGACCACUACGCCAAGCUGCACAACCCGUCCGAAGACGUCUACUCAGAAAGCUACUACCAGCCGCUCAAAGCAGCAGCAGCAGCAGCAGCAGAGCGUCUUCUUUGGCUUCCGUCUCCUCCUGCAGGUCUGGGCUGCCAGCAGUGCGCCACCGGCUGGCUGGCUCUCGGCAGGUCGUGUUUCUACCUGUCCACCUUCAGGCUGAACUGGGCCGAGAGCCAGAGGAACUGCAGCUCCAGAGGAGGAAGCCUGGCCGUGGUCGGCAGCCACGGAGUCCAGAGUUUUCUGACUGAGAAGGGGUUUCUGAAGUACUGGAUCGGGCUGAAGAACGAAGGGAGCACGUGGACCUGGGUCAACAACACGGUGCUGCAGAAGAGCUACUGGGCGGACCGUCCUCAGGAGGGCGACUGUGGCAUCCUGAGCAGCCAGCAGCCUGCAGACAGGAACUGGAUCAGAGCCUCCUGUCACGCCUCGUCCUACUUCAUCUGUCAGCUGCACGUCUGAUCCAGCGUCAGCUCCUCGUCGACGCCUCGCUCGGCUCUGAGAGGAAUCCAGAUGUUUUUUACUUUCUUACAGCUCCGUGUAGCUUCAUCUAACACUGCCCAGCUUCGACCAGCUCUUCUGCUCCACCGGCUCUGAUUCAAGCCAAACUUUUGUAAAAUGUAGAUAUUUAAAAUGUAAUCUGUGGAAGUUUAGCUUCACAUGUCAAACACUUUCUGAGAUAAACAGCAGGUUUUUUUUUAGGCUGUUUCAACGACAACAUCAGAGGAGCUGUUAAAGAUAAAAACCUGAAAUGUUCUCUGUUGUUUCUCAUCAUGUCGCUGAUUCAGGAUCUAUCAUGUCGGAAAAUUGAAAUAUGAGAAACGUUUGAGCUUCUUCACGACUACCUGGUGAUGUUUUCUGAACCACAUGUGGCUGCAGGUCACAAGAACACAAAACUAAACACGCAGAAGCUUUUAAUGUGAAAUAUUUGGUCACCAACAUGGAAAUAAAGUUACUUCAGUUGAGCUUUUAUAUCUGAUUGUAGCGUAAAAACCUAAAUAUCAGCAGCUGGUCUGAUCCAAGUAGAGUUUUGUGGAAUAUUAUAGAUUCUGGAUCAACGACAUGAUGAGAAACAACAGAGAACAUUUCAGGAUUUGAUCUUGAACAGCUCCUCAGAUGUUUUGGUUCAAGCAGCUGUGAGAAAAACCUGCUGAAGAAAAGCUGAUUUCAGACAGUAUUUGAUAAAUGAAGCUCAAAUUUCGCAGGUUUCAUUUUAAGUGUUUGUAUUUUCUGCUAAAGUAGAUCAGAUGAAACCACCUCCACAUUCCUUCUGUUUCACAGACGACGUCCAGCAGGUUUCAAGACGUUUUAUUCUCAUAUAAAAGUGUUCAUACAGCUACA